Molecule: messenger RNA, 2373 nt
Organism: Polyodon spathula (Mississippi paddlefish)
Lineage: Eukaryota; Metazoa; Chordata; Actinopteri; Acipenseriformes; Polyodontidae
Product: lysophosphatidic acid receptor 3-like
Exons: 3
Coding region: 411-1451 (346 amino acids)
Biological process (GO): G protein-coupled receptor signaling pathway
Cellular component (GO): membrane
Molecular function (GO): lysophosphatidic acid receptor activity
Source: RefSeq, a predicted model, not a curated record
AUUAGAAAAACCAUGAACUCUGAUACUAAUACUGAUACUAAAAAAAAGAAUUUCUUCGCUAGACACUUUUUUUUUUUUUAGAGAAUAAUGUUAACGUAGCCUGACAUACACUACGACUGCGCCCAGGCUUGCUUUGUCUUGCCAAAGUUAUUUUUCUUCUCUGCCUUCUUUACAGAGUUGACAAAGAAAGAGCUACCUCAUUUGCUUCAGAGAAGUGGAACGAAGCCAAAAGCACGACGUAUAGGGGAAGAGACAAGCAGAAGGUUAGAGAGUUGGUUGAACGUCUUAUUUUAUACAGCUGAAUCGCGGAACCUUUGAACAUUCUAUAUAGAUCCUAUAAAUAAACAUAAGUCGGAAAACAAAUACAUUUAAACGAAGUUAGACUAUCGGGAAGCUAAAAGGCAGCCAUCAUGAACGAGUGUCACUAUGAUCAGAAGAUGGAAUUCUUCUACAACCACAGCAACAGCAAGACUGAAGAUGAUUGGUCGGGGACCAGACUCAUCAUUAUUCUGGUUUUUGGUUCGAUAUUCUGCGUCUUUAUCUUCCUGUCGAAUGCAAUGGUCAUAGCAGCAGUGAUCACCAACAAGCGUUUCCACUUUCCCUUCUAUUACCUACUUGCCAAUUUGGCGGCGUCAGAUUUUUUUGCUGGAAUAGCCUAUGUUUACCUUAUGUUCAACACAGGGCCAGUCUCCAAAACACUCACCGUGCACCGCUGGUUUCUGAGGCAGGGUCUACUGGACACAUGCCUGUCAGCCUCCUUAGCAAACCUGCUGGUCAUUGCGCUGGAGCGCUACAUCUCCGUCAUGAAAAUGACGGUGCACAGUAACCUCACAAAACGCAGAGUGACUGUCUUAAUUAUCAUGGUGUGGGCAGUUUCUAUUUUCAUGGGCGCUGUGCCCAGUUUGGGGUGGAAUUGCAUCUGUAGCCUUGACGACUGCUCGAUACUGGCACCCAUUUAUAGUCGGAGUUACCUGGUUUUCUGGUCGGUCUCCAACCUUUUGGUCUUUUUUAUCAUGGUGGUCGUGUACAUGAGGAUUUAUAUAUAUGUGAAGAAGAAAAUGAUUGUCCUGUCACCUCACACCAAAGGCUCUAUAAGUCGCAAGAGAACCCCUAUGAAGCUCAUAAAGACGGUGAUGACAGUUCUAGGUGUUUUUGUAAUCUGUUGGACUCCUGGCCUGGUUGUUCUCCUGCUUGACGGUCUACACUGCUCCAGUUGUGGCUUGCUAGAUGUGAAGCAGUGGUUCCUGCAGCUGGCCAUGCUGAACUCCAUCAUCAAUCCUAUCAUUUACUCCUACAAGGACGAAGAGAUGCGCAACACCUUCUGGAACAUGAUCAGCUGUGGGAUUAACAGAGGAAGGAUUUCCAGGACCAACUCCAGAGCGCUGAGCAUUGAGCCCAUUCGUAGCACUGAGGAAAGCUCGAUUUCUUUUCACAAGGAGGUCAAGGCGUGAAUGCCAUACUGGGACUCAGGACCUUAUUUGUUGCUGGAUAGCAAAGGAUCCUGGACAUCAAGAAGUGCUAGCUUAUUCAAUAUCAGCUGUCUUUAGAAAAGCAGGAGGUGCCAGGCAUUCUCAAAACUGCAAGUGGAAAAAUGCCCAAAGGACAGCCUGAGUGAUGCUUACUGCAACUAGCCAGCCCCCUGGUGGUGCUUCUCACUGUACUAUAAUAUUGUGUGGGGAGGGAUGUUUGAGUCAUGCUUUGGGUGAAACUGAUGUACUUUCUAAUGCAGGUUUCAUUGGCACAUUGGGUGCACAGACGUUAGGCCAGAAGAAAUGCCUGAAGGUAAUGGUGUCUACAGUGUCACUGCAUGCCCCUACAAGUACCGAUAGCUUCCAAGCUGGUUUCUUCCUAGUGCAUUACAAUUAACAGAUUGUAAUUAAUUAGAAAACAUAUCUGAAAUUGCACCCCUAACUUUAAACUUUAAUUUUUUACUAUAAAAAGCUCAACGCAUUGUUUCAUUCAUUUUUCUGUAUACAUUUAAUCGUAUGUGGCGCUGACUUAACACUGUGGUCUAAUAAAUCAUUGAGAUAAUACAUGUUCAUAAAUUUAAAUGUUUUUGAAAAAAAGUAGACAAACUAUUUACCUUGCUGUACUAUACAUUUUAGAAGUGCGUGUGCAUAUAUAUAGUGUAAUACAGCCUCACUCACGUUUGCCCCUGUAAAUGAGACCUAGCACAUAGGAACUUGUAGUUUAGUGCUGACAUACACUUUUAAUAAUACCAAAAACCAAAAUCUAGCUCUUUUCAAAUACUAACUAAACAAACACCAGAGCCUACUCUAAUAACCCAGACACUAAGCUGAAAAACACACAGAAAAACAAUACACAGUACCUUUUUCUGAUAACACACAGAGUCAGGCUCUUCACACAGCAGCC